This is a messenger RNA of Pistacia vera, 1418 nucleotides long. RefSeq names its product putative wall-associated receptor kinase-like 11. The record is from RefSeq and is a predicted model, not a curated record. Gene Ontology annotation, biological process: protein phosphorylation; cell surface receptor signaling pathway. Gene Ontology annotation, molecular function: ATP binding; protein serine/threonine kinase activity. The coding region runs from base 122 to 1303 and encodes 393 amino acids. The transcript has 2 exons. Lineage: Eukaryota; Viridiplantae; Streptophyta; Magnoliopsida; Sapindales; Anacardiaceae. Gene Ontology annotation, cellular component: plasma membrane.
CUAUUAAUUAUCUCUUUUUUGUAUAGGUACCUUGUUCUGUAAUAUCACAAGCGGCAACGAUUGCUUCAUAUGUCCUCAUGGUUAUAAGUUCAAUAGUUCUCAAAAAGUUGAUGGUAAACCCAUGUGUUACCCAGCUCCCCCGAAAGGUCCCGGGAAGAACAAAGAUAUCCCCAUAGGUUUAUGUUCUGCGUUUGGAACGUUGUCCCUAUCUAUGGGAGCACGGCGUUUGUACGAGUUCGUUAAAAGAAAGGCAGCAAACAAGCUUAACCAAAAAAAUUUUAAGAAAAACGGCGGUUUGUUAUUACAACAACGCAUGUCGUCCAAUGACGGCAACAUUCAGAAACUAAAAUUCUUUACCGAGAAUGAAUUGGAGAAGGCAACUGACAGCUACAAUGAGACUCGAAUCCUUGGUCAAGGAGGUCAAGGCACUGUGUAUAAAGGAAUGUUGGAGGAAGGAAGACUAAUAGCUGUUAAAAGGCUCAAGAAAGUGGCUGAAAGAGUUGAUGUAUUCAUCAAUGAGGUGGAUAUUUUGUCAAAAAUUAAUCAUAGGAAUGUGGUUCAAUUUUUAGGGUGUUGCUUGGACACUGAAUUUCCCCUUUUAGCCUAUGAAUUCGUUCCUAACGGAACUCUUUUUCAGUAUAUACAUGAGCAAAAUGAGGAAUUUCCACUCACUUGGGACUUACGCCUACGUAUUGCCAUAGAAGUUGCAGAUGCUCUAUCAUAUCUACAUUCUAUACGCAUAUAUCAUGGAAAUAUUAAGUCAUCAAACAUACUGUUGGAUGAAAAAUAUCGAGCAAAAGUUUCAGAUGUUGGAACUUCAAGAUCUAUUCCAGUUGACCAAACUCACUUGAUCGAAAAUUAUCCGGAUCCAGAGUAUUUUCGAUCAAGUCAAUUUACAGAAAAAAGUGAUGUUUACAGCUUCGGAUUGGUUCUUGCGGAGCUCUUAACUGGACAAAAACCUGUUCGUUCAACUAACUUGGAAGAAGAAGAUAAAAGUUUAGCACUCUAUUUUCUUCAGAUAAUGAAAGAGAAUCGUUUGUUUGAAAUCGUUGAUGCUCAAGUUUUGAAGGAUGGUAAAGAAGAAGAGAUUAUAGUCUUUGCUAAUCUCACAGAAAGAUGUCUAAAGUUAAAUGGGAGGAAGAGACCUACAAUGAGAGAAGUAACAACGAAAUUAGCAGGUAUUAGAAUAUCCAUUGGAGCCUCAAUCUUGAAACAAAAUUGUGAAGAGGGUGAUUAUGUUGAUGGUGACAUAAACAGUCAACUUAAAGCCAGUUCAUCGUUUACUGGAUCAUUUUUUGAGUAGUACUUGUUUUUCAAUAGGUUAAUCCUUUGAUUUCAAGCAAGUGUGGCAAUGUAGAAAAAUAAUUAUUUUGUUUUGGUUGUAUCUUAUCGUAUGUUGAAUGUGUUGUGUUAUUGAG